Monoraphidium neglectum is the source of this 234-nucleotide messenger RNA. RefSeq lists its product as hypothetical. Bases 1 to 234 code for a protein of 77 amino acids. NCBI's taxonomy places the organism in Eukaryota, Viridiplantae, Chlorophyta, Chlorophyceae, Sphaeropleales, Selenastraceae. The record is from RefSeq and is a predicted model, not a curated record. The transcript has 2 exons.
AUGGGAAGCCUGCGGCUGCUGCAGUGCGGUGACGGGCCCGCAAGCAAGCAGCAGCAGCAGCAUCAACAGCAACAGCAACAGCAGCGGCAACAGCAACAGCAACAGCAACAGCAACAGCAACAGCAACAGCAACAGCAACAGCAACAGCAACAGCAACAGCAACAGCAACAGCAACAGCAACAGCAACAGCAACAGCAGCAGCAGCAGCGCAGCAGCUGCAAAAGGCGUCAGUAG